GAGAGAGAGAGAGACUGUGUUCUGAGAAAGAGGGAGAGAGCAGAAGGCAUUGUUUACUUAUGCAGCCCACUGUAGCUAGCUCAAACAAGGUGUGAGUGUGCACGCAAAACACACACGCACACACACACACACACGCACACACACACACGCUCAUUUUGGAGGGAAGGCUGGAGAUCCAGAGAGAAGGUAGAAGCUUUGCACUUUGCUCGGCAGAGAAGAAAGAGUCGUGGCCAGGUCUGUACAGGAGGAAGGAGCGAAAGAGGUAAAAGCAAAGGAACAGAUUGUUCUCUUGUUUCUUCGUCCUUUUUGUCCUCACUUUAUCCUUCACCGGGUUUUACGUCGAAGAAAGGAAAUCAGAGAAGAGCGUGGUGUUUUUUUUUUUGGAGACGGCAUCGCGCGACCUGUGCACACACACACACACCGCUACCUGUAGCGACCGAACCUGUGCUGAACGCGGACUCCUGCACCUGGAUACACGCACCUGUGUUUCCUCACCUGCUUAGUUGGAAAAUUUUUUUGUUUACACUUUUUUUUUUUCUUCUUCUUCUUCGAUUGGCAGCAGACUGGCUACGUCCUAGCAUGCCCUGAGCCCUCGGUGCGUUUCAAAGGGAUCUGGUUAUUCAUAUCAGGAACAAGUUGAACGCAAAAAAAAAAAAAAAAAAAGGAGGGAAAAGAGAUGGAGUACGGGCGGUUUGAGAGGGAGCCUUGUCUCUCUCCCGCUGCCUUCGUCAACCAAGUGCAGUAUUCCAACAUCCUGGAGGGCCGCUUCAAACAGCUGCAAGACGAGCGAGAGGCCGUACAGAAGAAGACCUUCACUAAGUGGGUGAACUCUCACCUGGGCCGUGUGACCUGCAGGAUCAGCGACCUGUACACAGACCUGCGGGAUGGACGCAUGCUCAUCCGCCUACUCGAGGUGCUCUCGUCUGAACAGCUGCCGAAGCCGACUAAAGGUCGGAUGAGGAUCCACUGUCUGGAGAACGUGGACAAAGCGCUGCAGUUCCUCAAGGAGCAAAAGGUCCAUCUGGAGAACAUGGGUUCUCACGACAUCGUCGACGGCAACCACCGCCUUACGCUCGGCCUCAUCUGGACCAUCAUCCUGCGCUUCCAGAUUCAGGACAUCAGCGUGGAGACGGAGGACAACAAGGAGAAGAAAUCUGCCAAAGACGCCUUACUGCUAUGGUGCCAGAUGAAGACAGCUGGGUACCCGAAUGUCAACGUGCACAAUUUCACCACCAGCUGGAGAGACGGCCUGGCGUUCAACGCCAUCGUGCACAAACACAGGCCGGAUCUGAUCGAGUUCGACACUCUGAAGCGCUCCAACGCUCACUACAACCUGCAGAACGCCUUCAACAUUGCAGAGAAGGAGAUGGGGCUUACCAAACUACUGGAUCCUGAGGACGUGAACGUGGAUCAGCCAGACGAGAAGUCGAUCAUCACGUAUGUGGCCACGUACUACCACUACUUCAGCAAGAUGAAGGCGCUCGCUGUGGAGGGCAAGAGAAUUGGCAAGGUUCUGGACUACGCGAUCGAGGCAGAUCAGCUGAUUGAGAAGUAUGAGACAUUGGCCUCUGAGCUGCUGCAGUGGAUCGAGCAGACCAUCGUUACACUGAACGACCGGCAGCUCGCCAACUCCCUGAGCGCCGUGCAGAACCAACUGCAGGCCUUCAACACCUACCGCACUGUGGAGAAACCACCCAAAUUCACAGAAAAAGGGAAUUUGGAGGUUCUCCUGUUCACAAUCCAGAGCAAAAUGAGGGCGAACAACCAGAAGGUCUACAUGCCUCGAGAAGGAAAACUCAUAUCUGACAUCAACAAGGCGUGGGAGCGGCUGGAGAAGGCGGAGCAUGAGCGCGAGCUGGCUCUGAGGAACGAGCUGAUUCGUCAGGAGAAGCUGGAGAUGCUGGCAGCGCGAUUCGACCGCAAAGCCGCCAUGAGGGAAACGUGGCUCAGCGAGAACCAGCGUCUCGUCUCGCAGGACAACUUCGGUUUCGAUCUCGGCGCCGUGGAAGCAGCGACACGCAAGCACGAAGCCAUCGAGACGGACAUCGGCGCGUACGGAGAACGGGUGGCUGCCGUGGAAGCCGUGGCUCGCGAGCUCGAAGCGGAGGCGUACCACGACGUGCGGCGAAUCCUGGCACGGCGGGACAACGUGCUGCGUCUCUGGGAGUACCUGAAGGAGCUGCUCACAGCCAGACGUGAAAGACUCGCGGCGCACCGGGACCUGCAGAGACUCCUACAGGAGAUGAGCUACAUCAUGGACUGGAUGGAAGACAUGAAGGGUCGUCUGCAGUCACAAGACAGUGGGAAACACCUUCAUGAUGUUGAGGACUUGCUGCAGAAACACACUCUGGUGGAGGCAGACAUAUCAGCACAGGCGGAGAGGAUUCGGGCGGUGCAGGCUGCUGCGAAUCGCUUCACCUCAGACGAAAUGAUCUAUAAGCCGUGUGAGCCGGCGUUGGUGGAGGAGAAGGUGGCGCUCCUGGGCCAGGCGUACGAAGAGCUGGGCAGACUGGCGGCCGAGCGACGGGCUCAGCUGGAGGAGUCGCGGCGUCUCUGGCAGCUGCUGUGGGAACUCGGGGAGGAGGCAGCAUGGAUGCGUGAGCAGGAGCAGAUCAUGGCAACAGAGGAGUGCGGGAAGGAUCUGUUCUCUGCCCUGCGCCUCCUGUCCAAACACGAGGCGUUCCGCGACGAGAUGGCCGCCCGCUACGGCCCGCUAGGGAACAGCAUCGCCUCCGGGGAGCAGCUGGUGAAGGAGGGGCACUGUGGAGCGCCCGAGAUCACAGAGAGGAUCAAAGAGAUCAGAGCUCAGUGGGACCGACUGGAGGAGGCCUCUCGUUUGCGCGAGCAGCGCCUGAAGGAGUCUGUAGCCUUCCACCAGUUCCAGACCGACGCCAACGAUAUGGAGGCGUGGCUUCAGGAAGCUCUCAGACAGGUGUCCAGUCAGGAGGUCGGCCAUGACGAGUAUUCCACACAGACGUUGGCACGGAAACAGAAGGAGGUAGAGGAGGAGAUCCAGAGCCAUCGGUCUCUCAUCGACUCGCUACACGAGCAGGCUCAAUCACUGCCUUCAGAUUACGCCCAGUCCCCACAGGUGGAGGGUCGUCUCCCUGCCAUAGAGCAACGCUAUGAGGAGCUGAAGGCUCUGUCCUCAGCACGACGCGAUGCCCUGGAGGGGGCGCUGGCACUGUACCGGAUGUACAGCGAAGCCGACGCCUGCAAACAAUGGAUCGGCGAGAAGGAGCAGUGGCUCCUCACCAUGGAGAUCCCGUCCAAACUGGAGGACCUGGAGGUGAUCCAGCAGAGGUUUGAGACUCUGGAGCCGGAGAUGAAUAACGUCGGAUCUCGUGUUGCUGAUGUGAACCAAGUCGCCGAGCAGCUUCUCAAAUCUGACAACUGCAACAAGGAGCAAAUUAACCAGACUCAGGACCAGCUCAAUGACAGGUGGCACGAGUUCCAGCGCCUGGCUAACGAGAGGAAGCAGGCUCUGGAAUCUGCACUGAACCUCCAGAACUACCAUCUGGAGUGCAAUGAGCUCCAGAGCUGGAUGAAGGAGAAGACUAAAGUGAUCGAGUCCACUCAGGGGCUCGGCAACGACCUGGCCGGGGUCAUGGCCUUGCAGCGGAAGCUCACGGGCAUGGAGAGAGACCUGGAGGCCAUACAGGGGAAGCUUGGCGGUCAGCGCGCCGAGGCCGAGAAGCUGGAGUCGGAGCACCCAGAGCAGGCUGAGGAGAUCCAGGCGCGACUGGCCGACAUGGAGGAGGUGUGGGAGGAGCUGUGCGGCACCAUGAAGAAGCGUGAGGAGAGUCUGGGAGAGGCCUCCAAGCUGCAGGGCUUUCUGCGCCACCUCGACGACUUCCAGGCCUGGCUCUCGCGCACUCAGACGGCCGUGGCGUCCGAGGACACGCCCACCUCACUCGCCGAGGCAGAACAACUCCUGGGUCAGCACGAAGCCAUCAAGAACGAGGUGGACAACUACCGCGAUGACUAUGAGAGGAUCAAGGCCACUGGCGCAGAGGUGACUCAGGGCCAGACGGAUGCUCAGCACAUGUUCCUGGCACAGCGGCUGCAGGCUCUGGACACGGGCUGGCAGGAUCUACGCAGGAUGUGGGAGAGCAGACAGUGCCUGCUGGCCCAGGCCUUCGACUUCCAGACCUUCCUCAGAGACGCCAAGCAGGCCGAGAGCUUCCUCAACAACCAGGAAUACGUUCUAUCACACACCGAGAUGCCCUCGAGUCUGGAAGGGGCGCUGGAGGCCAUCAAGAAGCACGAGGACUUCCUCACCACCAUGGAAGCCAGCGAGGAAAAGAUCAACGGCGUGGUGGAGUCGGGGCGGCGCCUCGUAUCCGACGGCAACGCCAGUGCCGACAAGAUCCAAGAGAAAGCCGAUUCCAUCGAGGAAAGGCACCAGAAGAACAAACAGGCUGCUAAUGAGUUGCUGGGUAAACUGAAGGAUAACAGAGAGCUACAGCACUUCCUCCAGGAUGGACAGGAGCUGUCUCUGUGGAUUAAUGAGAAGAUGCUGACAGCUCAAGACAUGACGUAUGAUGAGGCCAGGAACCUGCACAGCAAGUGGCAGAAACACCAAGCCUUCAUGGCUGAACUGGCCUCCAACAAGGACUGGCUGGACAAGAUCGAUAAGGAGGGUCAGGCUCUGGUGAAGGAGAAGCCUGAGCUGGAGGAGACGGUUUCUGAGACCCUGCGUGAGCUGCAGAAGCAGUGGGAGUUGUUGGAGACCACCACGCAGACCAAAGCACAAUGUCUGUUCGACGCCAACCGUGCCGAGCUCUUCACCCAGAGCUGCUCGGCUCUCGACACGUGGCUGCAGAACCUCUCCUCGCAGCUGCAGAGCGACGACUUCGGCAAGGACCUCACCAGCGUCAACAUCCUGCUCAAGAAACAUCAGAUGCUGGAGCACCAGAUGGAGGUGAGGGAGAAGGAGGUGCAGUCUCUGCAGUCGCAGGCUCUGGCUCUGACUCAGGAGGACGCAGGGAUCGCCGAGGUGGACGGGCAGCAGAGGAGAGUGAUGGACAACUUCUCUCAGCUCCAGGACCCUCUCCAACAGAGACGACAACAUCUGCUGGCGUCUAAAGAGGCCCACCAGUUCAACAGAGACCUAGAAGAUGAGAUAUUGUGGGUGAAGGAGAGAAUGCCGCUGGCUACAUCUACAGAUCACGGCAAAGACCUGCCCAGUGUUCAGCUGCUCAUAAAAAAGAACCAGACCCUGCAGAAGGAGAUUCAGGGCCACCAGCCUCGCAUCGACGACCUACAGACCCACAGGCACAACAUGGCCCCCGGCGGCGGGGCAGAGGUGGGCGGGGAGCGGCAGGCGGUGCUGGAGGAGCGUCUGAACGAGCUCAGGGAUCUGUGGGCACGGCUCAUCUCAGAGACCGAGCAGAGACACGCGCGCCUGGUGGAGGCCCAUCGCGCUCAGCAGUUCUACACAGACGCUGCUGAGGCCGAGGCCUGGAUGGGAGAGCAGGAGCUACACAUGAUGUCUGAAGAGAAGGCCAAGGACGAGCAGAGUGCCUUGGUGAUGGUAAAGAAGCACCAGAUCCUAGAGCAGGCGCUGGAGGAUUACGCUCAGACCAUCCAUCAGCUGGCCAAUAGCAGCAGACUCAUGGUGGACGGUGAACAUCCUGAGAGUGAGCGGAUCACGCUGAGACAGGCCCAGGUGGACAAGCUGUACGCCGGACUGAAGGACCUCGCGGAGGAGAGGAGGGGCAAACUGCAGGAGCGACUGCGUCUCACACAGCUGAAGAGAGAAGUGGACGACCUCGAGCAGUGGAUCGCUGAAAGGGAGGUGGUGGCCGGCUCACACGAACUCGGCCAGGACUACGAGCACGUCACUAUGCUGCGGGAUCGUUUCCGGGAGUUUGCGCGGGACACGAGUGCGAUCGGACAGGAGCGUGUGGACGCAGUGAACGCUCAGGCGGACACUCUGAUCGAGUCGGGACACCCAGAGAACGCCAGCGUGGCCGAGUGGAAGGACGGCCUGAACGAGGCCUGGGCCGACCUGCUGGAGCUCAUGGACACACGCACACAGAUGCUGGCCGCGUCGUACGAGCUGCAGCGCUUCCAGCAGGACGCCCGUGAGGCGCUGGCACGCGUCCGCAACAAAAGGGAAGCGCUGAACUCUGCCGAGCUGGGCCGCGACCUCAACACCGUACAGCACCUCCACCGGCAGCACACGGCCUACGAGCACGACGUGCACGCGCUCAGUGGACAGGUGACCCAGGUGCAGGACGACGCAGCACGUCUACAGAAGGCGUACGCAGGGGAGAAGGCAGACGACAUCCAUCGACAUGAACGCGCCGUCACCGAGGCGUGGGAGGGGCUUCUGGCUGCCACUCAAGCCAGACGGCUGCUGUUGUUGGACACGGUGGAGAAGUUCCGCUUCUUUAACAUGGUCCGAGACCUGAUGCUGUGGAUGGAUGGCAUUAACUUACAGAUACAGUCUCACGACAGCCCUCGGGACGUGUCCUCAGCCGGGCUCGUCAUUGCAAACCACCAGGACAUUAAAGCUGAGAUCGAGGCUCGAUCUGGCAGCUUCACCGCCUGCACCGACAUGGGACACGCCCUCAUCAACAACAACCACUACGCUUCAGACGAAAUCAGGGAGAAACUGCAGCAGCUUCAAGAGAAGAGAGAUGAAAUCAACCAGAAGUGGCAGGACAAAAUGGACCACUUGCAGAUAGUCCUGGAGGUGCUGCAGUUCAGCAGAGACGCCUCGGUGGCUGAGUCAUGGUUAGUGAGUCAGGAGCCGCUAGCACGCGCGGCCGAACUCGGCGCCAACGUGGACGAGGUGGAGAGCCUCAUUAAACGACACGAAGCCUUCGAGAAGCUCGCUGCUGGCUGGGAGGAGCGUUUCAUUCAGCUCGAGAAGCUCACCACGCUGGAGGAACAGGAGAUCCAGAGGAGGAAAGAAGAAGAGGAGAGAGCGCGGAGACCGCCGACGCCUCCCCCCGCAGAGGAAGUGGUGCAGUCUGAGGCCGAAUUCGAGUCUGGAGCAAGGACGAGUUUGGACCAGACCACACUGAACCAGUCAGUGUCUGUAAAUGGAGUCCACAGUGACCAGGACACGUCCCAGUCCUUAUCCGUGUCUGUAUCCGAGCUCCCAAACGCGGAACCCAAACCUCUUACAAAACAGCUCUCUAAUCCUCUGCCCAAACCCCACAAGGCACAUCAGCGUGGCUCAGAGGGAGAGUCGGUGAACGGCCCAGGUCAGGACAGCGGCUUGGACACGGCGUCGCGCCACGAGCCGUCAGGCACACUGCCCAGUCGGGUGGAUGCUACUACAGAGGCCAUGGAGGGAAUAUUGUGCAGGAAACACGAAAUGGAGAGUCAGGGCAAGAAGGCAGCCAACAGAUCGUGGCAGAAUGUGUACUGUGUGCUGAGGAAAGGAAGUCUGGGAUUCUAUAAGGACAACAAGAGCGCGUCUAACGGCAUCCCUUACCACGGAGAAGUUCCCAUCAGCCUCUCCGAGGCCACCUGUGAGAUCGCCCUCGACUACAAGAAGAGAAAACACGUCUUCAAACUGAAGCUAGGAGACGGAAAGGAGUUCCUGUUCCAAGCCAAGGACGAGGCUGAGAUGAGUUCCUGGAUUCGAUCGAUCCACUCCUCCAUGCCAGCGAGCAACGACGACGACAUGUCUCCGGCUCCGCCCCUGACACGGGCCAUGACGAUGCCCCCGAUGUCCCCGAGCGAGGGCGAGGGUGGAGGCGUGACCAUGCGCAACAAGGACGGCAAAGAGAAAGACAGAGAGAAACGCUUCAGCUUCUUCGGCAAGAAAAAGUAAAGAGAAAAAGAAAGGAGGGAAAAAGCUUCCUUUCAAAAAUCACACAAAACUGUCUUAGAGGAAGACGGCGCCCUCUACUGUCACACAGCUCAACACCUUUUACUUUUCCUGUCGCUGUCUCACUCACUGCCAUCCUCCUGCACCAUGUCCCCACCUCCCGAAGGACCACGGCUCGUCUGUUUCAGAACGUUUGAUCGUCCCCGAGUUUCAGGGCUUAGCAGCCUUUCCCACAAUGCAACGCUUCCAACCUUUUCUUCAUUCAUCCUUUCCAUUUGAUUUGCCGUUGUGAAGGACCAGAGUGACCUUUUUUCCCCUUCUUUCCUUUAUAAGGUUCUGAUGUUCACGUUCCUAGUUAAUAUAUCGGAUCGUCGUUAUUAUUUAACUAUCUGCCAUUCGUGACGAGAAAUAUAAAAAAAAAGAAAGAAAAAAGAAAAGAAUAAAGUGUAAGUCUAACAAGCAGCAAGUCGAGGUUUAGAGAGUGAGGGGAUGCGAACAAAAACCCUCCUGUUUCCACACACACAGAACCCAGAGCUCUAGUCCCUGAGGAUGAAGAGCUCUACAAUAGAACCCGGGUUCUAGAUUCUUACUAUCAAGGUUUCUUCUUCUUCUUUUUCUUUUUUUCCUUCUUUCGUGUGGAAGUGUGCAGGGGAAAUUAAAAACACAAGUUUUAUUCAAAAAUCUUAGUUGGGAUCCGUUUUCUAUCCCCAUCAUCGUCGUGUUAUUAUUAUUAUUAUUAUUAUUAUUAUUAUUAUUAUUUCUUUCUCAGCCAAACUUUGCCUUUAUUCCUCUUCUUCAGAUCAGAUCACACACUCGCACUAAAGCGCAAAGGCUCAUGGGACGGGAUGUUGUUUCUUUUUUUUUCUUGUUUUUUCUUUUUUUAGGCAUUCUGGGAAAUCACCAGGCCUUGUAAUAUUUGUCAAACGAAACACUGGACGAGAAAUUAAACUACUGUUGGUUUGGUUUUUUCCCCCUAA
Messenger RNA from Tachysurus fulvidraco (yellow catfish), 8769 nucleotides. RefSeq names its product spectrin beta chain, non-erythrocytic 1 (gene sptbn2). The record is from RefSeq and is a predicted model, not a curated record. Gene Ontology annotation, molecular function: phospholipid binding; structural constituent of cytoskeleton; actin filament binding. Lineage: Eukaryota; Metazoa; Chordata; Actinopteri; Siluriformes; Bagridae. The transcript has 41 exons. Gene Ontology annotation, cellular component: cell projection; spectrin; plasma membrane. The coding region runs from base 677 to 7795 and encodes 2372 amino acids. Gene Ontology annotation, biological process: actin cytoskeleton organization.